Nomia melanderi (Alkali bee) is the source of this 2710-nucleotide messenger RNA. RefSeq lists its product as uncharacterized. Gene Ontology annotation, molecular function: RNA polymerase II cis-regulatory region sequence-specific DNA binding; DNA-binding transcription factor activity, RNA polymerase II-specific. Gene Ontology annotation, cellular component: nucleus. Gene Ontology annotation, biological process: animal organ morphogenesis; regulation of transcription by RNA polymerase II. The record is from RefSeq and is a predicted model, not a curated record. NCBI's taxonomy places the organism in Eukaryota, Metazoa, Arthropoda, Insecta, Hymenoptera, Halictidae.
AAACACUUAGCGGCGCAUCAGCGCAACGUCCACGGCCGACUGCGGCAAGUCUAAAUAAUUGACCCCACCGUGCGCCGGACCGUGCAAACAAUUUACAUCGGGCACACGUAAAUAACGACCACCGCUUCCUCGUCAUUGUGAUUACGACAAGAACGCGUGGCCGCCCCGCGAAUCCUUGGUCAAUACGCGCGAGUAGCAUACAAUCGGCUAACACUUUGAAUUUCGGGUAACAGUGAUACGAUUCGUAAGAUUCUAAAAGUACCCUGAUCUUUUUGUGGAUAUUUCCCUUGGACCUGGUGUGGACUUACUAGAUUUAAAAAAGACUCAUUGGACUCGGUGUAGACUAACUGGACUUGUAAAUUUACUGGACUCGGUGUGGAUUCAUUGGACACCGCGUAGAAUUGCUAGACUCUGUGUAGAUUCAUUAGACCCUUCUUCCUUGUAAGAAGUCUGUUGACUAAUAACGUUGACUCCACUUUUCCCUGUGAAGUGCAUAUAGUUAUAGUCCUAAAGGAUCCAAGGUCCUAGAAUGUCUGUAAGAGCGUGACGAACAACAGGCUCCAUGGACCAGAGAGUGAUCGUUCCGUCGACACCUCGCGGCGCCGCUGAGACCACCGCGAGGAUCAUCAUGAAGAACGAAUCGGACACUGCCUUACACUUGCAGGACCAGUCCUCCAUCACCCACCCGAAUUCAUCCGCGGUUGUCCCUAGGACCAGUCUAUCGAUCACCAGCAGCUUGAAUCAGGAGCAGAGUCUGGACUCGCUGAUCUGCAACCCGUCCAGCACGGAGCUGCCCAGGAAACCGGGCGCGCGUCGCCAGGAGAAACCGCCAUAUUCGUACAUCGCGCUAAUCGUGAUGGCGAUCCAGUCAAGUCCUGGAAAGAGGCUAACGUUGUCGGAGAUAUAUUCGUUUCUGCAACAACGAUUUCCAUUCUUCCGGGGCACAUAUCAAGGAUGGAAGAACUCCGUCCGUCAUAAUCUCAGUCUGAACGAGUGUUUCAUUAAGCUGCCGAAAGGAUUAGGCAGACCAGGCAAAGGACACUACUGGACGAUAGAUCCUUCGACGGAGUACAUGUUCGAGGAAGGAGGUUUCCGGAGACGACCUCGGGGCUUCCGUCGCAAAUGCCAGGCUCUAAAGCCUCAGUACCCUCAGUACUUCUCCGGAAGUGGACCAGUAGGUGUCCAGGCACCUGGAUACGAGAACCUGGCACCUGGAGGUAUGGAGUACGCAAAUGGAUACCAGAACCAGUAUCAGAAUUAUCAGGAGUACGCGAUGUACGCUCCUGGCGCCGCGGUUUCCGCUGACUGGGCUUACCCGGAGGCGAGCUACAAGACACCCCCUAUCGCGGAAGUGACUUACAAGACGACGGAAGUCACUUACAAAACCGGGGAGCCGUCGGUUUACAGGAACGGGGAGCUCGUCGCUUUCAAGAGCGAGCCCGGUUAUCCCAGGAGCCAGGAUCAACUGACCUACAGAGCUGCUGAGGGAUUCUCGGUGAAGGAUCACCAGCAACAUCAUUCAGAGACGGCAUACAAGGACAACGAGGCCAUGAUGGCUUACAAGUGCCAGUCGAAUCCUGCGGCCACUUCGCAAACAACUGGCCAGGACUAUUACGCGGGUUACGGGCUUGGGGUCAACAAUGUCGCCGGUAACGUGAACGCUGCUAUUCAAGGGAUGCCGGAAACCGGGAACAGCAGCCCCGUAGGGAACGUUAGCUCGACGCAUAGCGGUUGUCAGACACCUGUAACGGAUAACGGGAUAAAGAUGCAAUGUUCCAACUCGAACUCGACCAGCUCCGGGGGUGGACUGAUCGACCGGAAACCGUCGUCCUACUUCGGCCACCCCGCAGGAUCGGUGACUUUGAGCUCGUUGAGCUCCCUAGGCUCGCUGAACCUGAGCAACUUCGGCGGCCUGAGCAUAUCGAACAUACCUGGCUCGAACAUCCAUCACGGAACGACGACGCCGUCGUCGGCUAUGUACUACGAUCAGAUCAAGUACAGCAUGUGAACGCGCGUGUCGAGGGUUGUGAAUCCGGAAGGACAGAACGUACUAUGGUGAAAGCUAGUGUGUCGGACUUUCGGGGACAGUGAGACGAAACGGAGUCUGACCAGAAACUGAAGCAACUGCGGGCACACCAGUGUUCCUUCUUUCUGCGAGGAAAGCAGAGUCCGUUGAAAAAAGAAAUAUCGGUUAGUGCAAUGCGAAUGGAGAAGCUUUGUUCUAGGAAUAUUCUAUGAAUCUCCUCUAGCCUGCGGAUCUGUAUGCAGUUUCUUUGAUUUCCUAGAGUAUUUUAUAAGUCGAUUGAACAAAUUAUUACCGUAUGAAUAAAGGGAAAAUGUUUUCACCCUUUUGCCAAUGCAAACAUUUUUUUCUGAGUGUUGUUCUUUUUUAACGUAGAAAUUCGCAGUCUAGUUGUUACAGAUAUUCCUAUUGCGAUGGUAUCGAAAUGACCUAAUAAUUAACACGAAAAUCGCGUCAACUAUAUUAAUUAAUAUUCUCUUAAUCUCUUGAGGGGCAUUUAUAAUGGGGAAGAUAUAAUACGAAUUUCCUCGCGGAGAGAAUGCUGCUGUUUGGCUAGCUACAUCCUGAAUCGAUCUCUAUUAUACGAAAGAAAGCGUGUAUAAUGUAUAAGUUGUAAAAAAACGAGAAGGGAAUAGACGAAACGUUUUAUUUAUAUUUAUAGUGAACUAUGAAUGUUGUUAAUUUAAG